Molecule: messenger RNA, 1977 nt
Organism: Colletotrichum karsti
Lineage: Eukaryota; Fungi; Ascomycota; Sordariomycetes; Glomerellales; Glomerellaceae
Exons: 3
Coding region: 1-1977 (658 amino acids)
Source: RefSeq, a predicted model, not a curated record
AUGUCAGGCUUUGAAAUUGCUGGACUUGUUCUCGGCACGUUUCCGAUUCUUUGCGAUGCUGCCAAGGAUCUCAGUGGUGUUCUCAAAAAGGCCAGAUCAUGGUGGCGGUUCGAAGCGACGUUUGAAGCAUUCUCUUCGGCCAUCGAGACACAGGAGGUCGCUUACACUCAGGUACUGAAGCGUCUUCUCGACCCGUUGGUUAUUCCAGACGAUGAAUAUGACAGCCUGUUGCGAGACCCGAUGUCCCCUUUGUGGUAUGAGACACGCAUCCAGGAAGGCUUGCGGCAACGUCUGUCAUCAGAGCAUCGGUACUUCAUGCGGAACCUCUCUGAUCUGAACGAAGCCAUACUUGAGUUGCAGAAGCUGUUACCUCUGGAUAUGCUGUACCAUUUAGACUCAAACAGUCUGGAAAGCGAGCUUUUCCGUCUCCAUACCAGCUUCAGCAGCGAGAAAGACCGACAACUGCACCGCAUCACGAAUAUCAACAACGAGUUGCAUCUGUUCUUCGACCGGGCAUCAUCAAUAACCAGAAAUGCCGCGCAGAAGCCAAAGUUAUCAUUCAGAGAUCUGCACAACCAGGCAUUGGAGUUCCAUGAAUCUUUAGCGCGGAACUGGCAAUGCUCGUGUGACACUGUUCACACCAUCGGGAUCGCUGUCAAUCCAGCAGUCCUGAAAUCAGCCAAGAGAGAUAGCGAGGCGUUUUUCGACGUACUUUUCGAGACGGAAAACAAGAGGAAAAAGUUGCGCCUUCAGAUUGAGUCCGUUGUGGUAGUCACUUCAAAGGCAGGCGACCCGGCAACUCAGUCGACCCCGACAAUCAAUAUCGAAGCAGCUGGUGACAUGAGAGACCAGAUGGCUCUCAAGAAGCAGCUUAAGUCAGUUUCACUGGCCGCGGAUGAAAAAAGCGUUGCCGCGCUGGCUUUCACUUCAUUAUCCAUAUCGAGCCCUCCGAGUUCUGAUCCUCCUCGAAAAUCAAUUCUCAAACGCAUGACACGAAAGCUGCAGAAACCCUGGCUGAUGACAGAACCCUUGCUGACACCGACUGUCGCCAGAACCACCUCUAAUACCAGUUCGGUCUCAAGCCUCAACAGAAGCGUAUCAGCCAGCACCGCAGUGCUCACGGACAACUCAAGCUUCAGCACUGCACCAGAAAGAGAACCGUCAAUCUCUGGUAGCGGUAUCUCCAACAUCUCGAGAGUCAAGUUUGCCAGUACCGGCUCGUUGACCGCAUCAUUCCUCGAGCCAAAUGAUACCGACCCUGUCAGCCCAACAAGUAUUUGCAAGAUAGCAACACAUUCAUCGGGCGACUGCUGCCGGAACGUGUUACCUCUUGACGGCGGUAGAAGACUCAUUCUAGAGGAAGAGAAGCGUUUCGAUACCUUCGAAACGCAGUCGAUCAACACCUUCCUUCAAGCUAGGUCUAUGCGAUAUAACCGCAUCUACAUCGGCCUGCGAUUCGCCCUCACACUACUCGGUUUGGCCACGUCUGCAUGGAUGCCCGCACAGCUUAGCAAAGACGACAUCUUCCUCAUUCAUACUGGAACACAUGACAAGAAAGCGAAACCAUUGGGCCCGUACUUCUCGCGGAGUUCUCGCGACAUAUGCUCUGCAAGCAAUCCAAAAGACCACCACACAUGGGACGCCAAGUCCUCACUGCUUCUAUUGGGUAUCACCUUGUUGGAACUCUUUCAAGGCGAUAGUCUGCAGAACCAGCCUUCGUGGACGGAGUCUCUUGAUGACGACGGGAUGCCGAACGACAUGACCAUGUUCUGCAGCGCGUGGCUCUGGAUUAAUACGGCUCAGAGCUCGAUGAAGGCUUGGAUUGGCGAGGAGCUUGGUGGGGACUUAUACGAAGCUAUACGCAAGUGCAUUUGUUAUGAAUUCGGCCGUGACGACGAUUUCGGGGAUUCUCGGUUUGCGGAGGUGGUAUAUCGCGAGGUUGUGGUGCCACUAGAGAGGUGUUGCCCGCAAUUCUGA